Messenger RNA from Hirundo rustica (Barn swallow), 3769 nucleotides. RefSeq names its product regulator of chromosome condensation 1 (gene RCC1). Gene Ontology annotation, molecular function: guanyl-nucleotide exchange factor activity. NCBI's taxonomy places the organism in Eukaryota, Metazoa, Chordata, Aves, Passeriformes, Hirundinidae. The transcript has 14 exons. The record is from RefSeq and is a predicted model, not a curated record. Gene Ontology annotation, cellular component: cytoplasm. The coding region runs from base 138 to 1442 and encodes 434 amino acids.
CUCUUUCAUCGUUGGAAGCGGCGUGGAUUGCAGGUUCCACUAAAGGCCGCUAAGCUUGGUUUGUCCAGCUCGCUCCAGUUACCGGAACUGAAAAAGUUUAAACGGAGCACGAAUUUUGGAGGAAGUGCCGGGACGAAAUGGCGAGGAAAAAUCCACCUUUAGUGGGAGAGGAUUCCAAGAUGCCAGGAAAACGCAAUGCGAAGAACCCCGUGCCAGAAAAAGAGUCCGUUGAGACAAAGAAGGUUAAAGUCAGCCACCCAUCACAUCGCUCACAGCCUGGGCUGGUGCUGACACUGGGCCAGGGUAAUGUCGGCCAGCUGGGCCUGGGUGAGGACAUCAUGGAGAGGAAGAAGCCAGCUCUGGUCACGCUGCCGGAGAUGGUGGUGCAGGUGGAAGCUGGAGGGAUGCACACGGUGUGCCUCAGCCAGACGGGAAAGAUCUACACCUUUGGCUGCAACGAUGAAGGUGCCCUGGGACGCGACACCUCAGCUGAAGGGUCUGAGACCUCUCCAGGGCCGGUGGAGCUGCAGGAGAAGGUGGUGCAGGUGUCAGCGGGGGACAGCCACACGGCCGCGCUGACUGAGGACGGCAGGGUCUUCGUCUGGGGCUCCUUCCGGGAUAACAAUGGAGUGAUCGGCUUGCUGGAGCCCAUGAAGACGAGCUCCACUCCUUUGCUGCUCCAGCUCGACGCACCUGUUGUUAAAAUAGUUUCAGGAAAUGACCACUUGGUGAUGCUGACAGUGGACGGCGACCUGUUCACGUGUGGCUGCGGCGAACAGGGCCAGCUGGGCAGAGUGCCAGCACUCUUUGCCAACCGAGGAGGACGGAAAGGGCUGCAGCGGCUGCUGGUCCCCCAGCUUGUCCCUGUCAAAGGCAAAGGGAGAAGAAGCAAAAUGCGCUUCCAGGACGCUUUCUGCGGGGCGUAUUUCACCUUCGCCGUCACACGGGAGGGACACAUCUAUGGAUUUGGCCUCUCCAACUACCACCAGCUGGGGACCCAGGACACCGAGCCCUGCUUCUCCCCGCAGAACCUCACGUGCUUCAAGAACUCCACCAAGUCUUGGGUUGGGUUCUCUGGAGGGCAGCACCACACAGUCUGUGUCGACUCCGAGGGUAAAGCCUACAGCCUGGGCAGGGCAGAGUACGGCAGGCUGGGCCUUGGGACGGGGGCAGAGGAGAAGAGUACACCCACAGUUAUCCCGGAGCUCCCCAGUAUCGCCUCGGUGGCCUGCGGAGCAUCAGUUGGUUAUGCCGUCAGCAGCGAUGGGCGAGCGUUUGCCUGGGGAAUGGGCACUAACUACCAGCUGGGCACCGGGGAGGAGGAUGAUGUCUGGAGCCCCGUGGAGAUGACAGGGAAGCAGCUGGAGAACCGGCGGGUGCUGGCUGUGUCCAGCGGCGGGCAGCACACGGUGCUGCUGGUCAGUGAUAAAGAGCAGAGCUGAUGAAACGCCGCCGCAGCCGAGCCCAGCGGGAUCACAGCGCUCCCCCAGACCCCCCACAACUUCUGCCUGGGCUGGGGAGCCAGUUACUUGGGGAGGGUAGGAGGCUCAUGGAGCUGGGCCCAGCAGCACCUGCGUGGUUGGAACAGGGCGCCCAUGGGUUCUUCUUGCAAGCUUUUGUCUGUUUUCCCAUGGUGCCUGGUGCUCUGUCAGCUCCCUGGGUCCGCUUGGUCCUAAACUGAUCCUGGUUCUGUGCCUGGAUGGAUUUCCACUUCUCUUUCUGGUUUUUUUAACAUUUCCCAGCCCAGCAAAGCCAAGUGUUUUGUUCUUCACUCUGCAAUCAGGUUUGGGUAUCAGUCUCCCUGAGGUCCCUGUGUUCCCCUCAUCUGGAUGCUCCUCCACCCCCCUCACCUAAACAUACCUCUCUGGCCUGGGUUUGUCUGCUGCCACCCACCAAAGCCCUCUGAGCCCAUUCCAGGCAAUCUGAGUCCAACAGGAAGGAGCCCAGGAAGCUCUGUGCUCCAAUCCAGAACCUCUGGGGAUAUUCUUCCUGGUGGAGGAGAAUGCUGCUGGAUGCUGCCUGGCACACUGUGACUGCUGUAGAAGGGAAGGGGGGCUCCUGCCUCCCAUCCCUCAGGUAUCUAAGCUGACCCCCCCAAGAUAGGCCAGGAGCAGGUUCCCCACUCCCCAUGGCCACGGAGCAGCCACCUCCAACACUGCUUUUUUGCAGUCCUGGCCACUCCCAUUGCCUUUGGAAGCCCAACCAAAUCCAUCCCACGGGUGGGAACGUUCUUUUAAUUUUUUUUUUCCUCUUUGCUUGCUGAGGAAGGAGCUUCAUUUGCUGUGAGGGCCUUGCUGAGCAGACACCCAGACCCCAGCUAUGCAUGGAGUCGCUGGAAACAGCAGGACUCCUCCCUGUCACUCCCUCUGCCCAGCCUGCUCCAUCCUCUCCUUACAGGAGGUGCCUCCCAGGUACCUGCAGUGAGGAAGGGUCUGCAAAGAGUUAAAUUAUAGCAAUAGGAGGGGGGGGUCGUGGCUGGGGAGGGGGCGGGAGGAUCUGGAAUUAUACAGUGGUUCCGAAGGGGUUGGAUUUUUUUAAAAAAGAAAAUGUAUUUUGGCUGAUUAAUCAAGGCAGAAAGGACAGAAAAAAACUCAUCUUUUAACAUUUGGAAUAAACUGAGUUUUGAUAAACCCAGGCUUUUCCUGCGCUUUGGAGGGGUGGGCAGUUCUCCCCGUGGGACCUGCCCUGGCUCCUGGGGACAGUCCAGGGGUGUCCCCAGGGCAUGGAUGACCCCUGGGAUGGGUUUUGGGGGGGCUGUCACGGUCACACCUGUCUGAGCAGUGGGGCUGUGGCCUCCAGGUGGCAGCAGGAGAGUGCUCUGGGAGAACUGGGACAGAGAACAGGGACGGAGAACAGGGAGAAGGGAUGGUCCCCUCAUCUCUGUCACCCUCUCUCCAUCCCCGUCUGUCUGACUGGGGGAAGGCAGAGACAGUGCUAAAGGUGCUCCUGGCCCCCAUACACUGCAGCUGUGUUAAUGACCAAAGAGUGGGAACAGCCGUGCCCUCAGCUGUGGGUGUGAUAAAAGAGGGAAUUAGCUGGGAGAGGAGUCAGCUGGACUUGGACAGGAGGGUGUGUGAGGGACAGAGAGGGUAAGACAUGGUACAAGGGACAGACAGGGACAGGAAGCAGCGAGCUGGGAAUGCAGAGGGAAGGUAGGAGAAGGAAAGAAAGAGCCAGAGCAGUGUGGAGCCACUAACGGGACUGCAACAUAGCAAAGGGAAACCACCGAACCUGUGGCACAGCUGGAAGGAUCCUGGCACGUCCCUGCUGGCUGCUCCCACCUGGAGCUGAGCCAGACCUGUGCAGAGACUGGAAACCACGGGGCAAAUUCCCACAUGCUGGUGCGACUGGAGCCCCAGGUCGCUGUUUAGACUUAAUUCAUCUGGGCUGGAGCAGGUUCCUUAAUGAGCCUUUGGGCACUGAGAGCAGCUCAGGCUGUUGGCAGCUCUGCUGUGCACGUGUAGGAUGAGCCUGGAUUGACAGUUGGGGAUGGCCUCAGUGGCUCCAGCUCUGGCUGAGGGGCUGGGGACAGUUUUAGUGGUUGCAGUCCUGGGCUUGCAAAGGACUUUGUUUUUCCCUCUAAGCGUGAAUUUGGGAUGUGGGCCAGUGGGGAAUGUAUUGCCAGGGGUUGAGCCCGUAUUUUGCCAUCACUGUGGGCUGAGCCAUGGGCAAAUGCUCUCUAAUCCCGUGGCUAAUUCUGCUCCCUGGGGACCAUCGCUAUUUGAUGCUCUUCAAUGAAAUGUGACCUGCUCGAUACCUGAUGGAGAAA